This is a messenger RNA of Myxocyprinus asiaticus (Chinese sucker), 4187 nucleotides long. RefSeq names its product G1/S-specific cyclin-D1-like. The coding region runs from base 240 to 1124 and encodes 294 amino acids. The record is from RefSeq and is a predicted model, not a curated record. Gene Ontology annotation, cellular component: cytoplasm; cyclin-dependent protein kinase holoenzyme complex; nucleus. Gene Ontology annotation, molecular function: cyclin-dependent protein serine/threonine kinase regulator activity. Gene Ontology annotation, biological process: mitotic cell cycle phase transition; positive regulation of G1/S transition of mitotic cell cycle; regulation of cyclin-dependent protein serine/threonine kinase activity. NCBI's taxonomy places the organism in Eukaryota, Metazoa, Chordata, Actinopteri, Cypriniformes, Catostomidae. The transcript has 5 exons.
AGACGAUAGUUCUUUAAGAUUUCUCCUCCGCCCUGAGCAGACAGCCUCUCGCUCUCUCUCACAGGCUCGCUGCUGCUCUGAUCUUCCCUUAACAACAGUCACGUCAUAGGGGAGUUUUGUCAAGCGGAGCUGCAGCGAGAGUUUUAGAGGGUUCAGCAGAGGCAGCAAAGCAUCCACGCAACCUGCGUCCGACACGAGAUCCAAUUUUCUUACUUUGUCACAGCCAGACCAGUGAAGACAUGGAACACCAGCUGUUUUGCUGCGAAGUGGAUACCAUAAGAAGAGCUUACCAAGAUACCAACCUGUUGAAUGACCGAGUUUUACAGACAAUGCUCAAAGCAGAGGAAAACUAUCUACCGUCACCAAAUUAUUUCAAGUGUGUUCAGAAAGAGAUUGUACCUAAAAUGAGGAAAAUCGUCGCCACAUGGAUGCUCGAGGUCUGUGAAGAGCAGAAAUGUGAAGAGGAGGUUUUCCCAUUGGCUAUGAACUACCUGGAUAGAUUUUUAUCCGUGGAGCCCACCAAAAAGACCCGGUUACAGCUGCUAGGAGCAACUUGUAUGUUUUUGGCCUCCAAAAUGAAAGAGACUGUGCCACUAACAGCAGAGAAGCUCUGCAUAUACACGGACAACUCUAUACAUCCCAGCGAAUUAUUGCAAAUGGAACUGCUGGCGCUAAAUAAACUGAAGUGGGAUCUAGCCUCUGUGACACCACACGAUUUCAUCGAACACUUCCUCACCAAACUGCCAAUACAUCAGAGCACCAAGCAAAUAGACCUACUACGCAAGCACGCCCAGACAUUUGUGGCUCUCUGUGCAACAGAUGUAAAAUUCAUCGCAAGUCCUCCCUCCAUGAUCGCAGCUGGCAGUGUUGCAGCAGCGGUGCAGGGGUUGUACCUGAAAACCAGCGAAAGUUCCCUCUCGUCCCAGAACCUUACCAAUUUCCUUUCACAGGUUAUACGAAGUGACCCCGACUGUCUGCGAUCGUGUCAGGAACAGAUCGAGUCCCUGUUGGAAUCUAGUCUCAGACAGGCUCAACAGCACAACAUAUCCACAGAGACCAAACAAGUGGAGGAGGACGUGGACCUCUCUUGCACUCCUACAGACGUCAGAGACAUUAAUAUCUGAACGGAUCACUUCUCAUCUCUUGAUCGAUGAAUCUUUGUUUCUGUUGGGUAUGGGCUUUGGCCAAAGGCUUCAUGGCAAAAGAGGGAAAAUGGGCUCCCACCUGCACCCCACCACCCGACCAGUACCUCGACCAGUUGCCCCCCAUUUUGCCCUAACCGUUGACUUCUGAGAGGCAUCCACACCGAUGGUUUUGAUGAUUGGGCCAUCGCCAGCCAGUACCACCAGUGGAGGACAGGGAAUGAACGGAAACCCAGCUCUCUCUUUUGGCCCCUCUUUACAUGUCUUAAUUCAAAAAUGAAAAGACAGAAAAAUUGUAUAGGCUAACUAGGGUUUUAAAAUUUUUAUAAAUGACAACAGUAGUUGUGACUGGCCUCAACUUGGUCAUUAAAAAGACCAAGUGAGGUAUAUUUCUAUUUCAAGUGGGUCAGAAACAAUUUUUGAAAGAGAAGAGACAUUUCUUGUAUGUUUGAUUGCUUUCCCUCAUGGAUAGUACGUUGUUACACUUGCCAAGAGUGCGCUCUGCUUUUUCUGCAGACUAGCUGUGUAAAUAUAUCCCGGCUUGCUAUGCGUUUAGUCACUUUAUUAUAACUCCUAGACAGAUUCCCUUACAAGAUUCUCUUCUCUUCCAAAAUGGUUUGUGUAACCUUAGCAUAUUUUUUUAAGCAUGUAUUAUUUGUUGCUAUGAUUUAGAAGGCUGUUGACUGCCAGGAGCUUGAAUCGUUUCCUUCACUGCCAUUAAUGUAUAACGUCAUCACUGCCAAUGACAAAAUAAGCUUAUCCUGGUACUCCCUGGCUAAGCUUAAGCGGAGCAUUCCACAGUCUACUUUUUGUUCAAAUUCACGUAUUAUAUAAAACCAUUCCAUUUAAAAAAAGAAAAAAAAGCACUUUCAGUCCGUCGUUUAAGGCUGACUUUUACAAAAAAAAAAAAAAAAAAAAGAAGAAGAAGAAAGAAAUCCGCAGUUGUUAAAACAAUGGGGGAAAAACAUGGAAUGGAGUAAGGGGUUGAUGGCAGACUCAUGUCUUGUCAGCAGCAUGGAGCAGGUCUCUUUAUCUAUGGUGUUAAUUGUCUGGAAGAGAAAUAGAGGGGGACAAUGAGAAGAUAGGUGCUCUUUUAAGGGUAAAACUAAGCUCACAGUGUACUAUUUCAGCUGUAUGCGCCUCUAUAGCUUCACAUGCAUUCAGAGUGAAAAAACUAAUAUGUUAUAUCAAAGAUUGAGAACUAUUUAUUUGUCCUGUUCCCCUCUUAAGGCCAGUUUGCAUGGAUGCCCAAAUGUACCUAUGUUUGAAAUAUGUGUAAUGACCCACUUAGACACCAUAGUUAAAGUAUUGAGUUGAUGUGCUCUGAUCUAGAAUUUGUAAAAAAGAAGAAAAAAAAAAAGAAAAAAGUUGUGGCUUCAAGUAGAUUUUGCACAAACCCAGAGAUGUCAGUUGUCUUGUGGAUCUCUGGAGGAUAAGAAUGGAGAGAUGUUAGUCUGCAGAGGGAGGCAAAAAAGGCGAUGGCUGGACAUCAAAGAGUUGAAAGCAGAAUGGAGACGUUGUAUGACAAAAGAGGAGAACCUGGGAGAAGACACUCCUCAUAUUUAGCUGCUAUGGAGGGAUUUCCAGCAAGUAUGAAACUUUUAAAAUGGAAAACAACAAAAAAGAAAAAGACAUGCUUCUUUCUAUUGUCUUGUUUUGCUGCUAUUUUGUUGGUUUUGUUUAUAUGAAAUGUCAAUACGAUGCCAUGUAAUAGGUUUUAAUUUUCUCAUAGAAAAUUAUGAUAUUAUUGACAACUUUUGGUUCUUUUUGGUAGGUUUUUUUUUUUUUUUUUUUUUUUUUUUAAAUGUGAUCAAUUUUUGUUAAUGUGAUUUCUACACUAUGCUAUUCCCAAAACAGACAAAAAAAGAAAAAGAAAAAAACAACAAAAAAAGCAGAAGAUAAAAAAAAAAGUAGACAAAUGUUCCUGUUAUAUCCACAAUACCUCAAACUACAGUUGUGAUUUAGCAUUGAUUUUAGUCUGGGAUUUUUCUUUAGUGCUAUUUUAUUUUAUUUUAUUUUUUGGUUUAUACCAUGCCUGUUAGUCCUGUUGUAAACUGCAAAUGAACAUGUUAAUCAUUAUCCUACUGGGUCCUGAUGCGAGUGAGUAGAAAGCACAUUGAAUGGAAUUGGUGCCAUAAACAUUGACUCUGAUUUUUUUUUUCUUUUUUUUUUAGCUGUUUCAUUAAAGGAGACUAUAUACCUUAAGCCUCUUAGCUUUUGUUUAAAAUGACACUGUUGUGAGUUUGUGACUGCCAUGUGUACUUACAAAGCCAUAGUUUUGUCUUGUAGUAAUUUAACACAAUGCAGACAAUAAUGUAUAAGCUGGCUAUCUUGUUCUGAAUACAGGAGGCUUGGCAUGUCCUCAAGUCGUUGUCUUUAAUAAAUGCAACGCAGCUACAAUCAGCAGUGAUGCUUCCCUUGAUCUUUUUAUUUCCAUUAACCCAUCAAAUUUAUAUCCAUGUUGUUUUUUACUUGGUCAUUUGUUGCUUGUUGAGAGGAAUCAGCAGUUUUCACCCUCUCUUUUUAGUUUCUCUUUAGCCUUUGACAUGGUGCUGCUAUAUGUUUGCAUUGAGACUGGAAAUGAUUUGUUGAAAGAGAUGUGGCUAUAAGCUAGAUAUGAUUGUAUGGGUGAUUCAGGACCCAGGGGACAUAAUUAUAUUAUCCUCUGUAAUAUCAGGAAUCUUUUGUACCUCAACUGAAUGAUAAAAACAAGCACGUACCGGUAUGAUUCAGUCAUGCUAUCAAGGGAAAGAGACUGUGUGGAGGUGAAGUUUUUGUCUCUGAAUGUGUUUUUAGGGGGAACUUAAGAUUGAUUGCAUCCACCCACACCCACAUUCUGUUGUAAAGUUUUUUUUUUAGUUCAAUAUGGUGUUCAUUCCCAAGGAUCGAACUAAAUGUGGUGUUAAUCCUCAAAUACAAUGUCGUGGUUUGGUUUUUGUUUAUUUUAUUUACAAACCGGUCACUGGUCUGAUAUGCACAAUCUUUACAUGCUGACCCAUCUUAGACAUGAGGUUAACUAGAAUAAAACUUGAGCUUCAGAAACCA